AGCUGAUGAUUUCAAAUGCAUAGCGGAAUGGUCCAAGGAUGUAAAAGACUGUGGACUGCACUGCAAAUACUAUGGAGCUCGAUCUAUAUUGUUUGUGGAGCCUUCCAGCUUAUGGCAGCCAUCUUCUUCCUUGUGUCAGUCCAGGAGCUAACAUUGUAUGGCGUACUCGUAGCAGGGUCAUGGAAUAUUAUAAUCGGCAUCGCUGGAAGCGUGCUGGCAUGCAUAGUGAGCCCGUCGAUCAAAAGGCAAGAAAUCCUGCUCUAUCUAGCCAUCUCCAUCUUAGCAGUGAACGCAGUGGUCGUCAUACUCACGGAGUGGAAGCUCUACUUCACCGAUAUGCCAAAGUUACUUAAAAAAUAUACAAAUCAUGUGCUCAUAGAUUACGCUUUGUUCGUGCUGCGCAUCGCAGUCGCCACCGUGCUAGCCGUGUCCUUCCUGGAUAGUCAAUUCGCUUACUGUUCGGUCCAAAUUCUGCCGAAGAAGAAGCCCAAAAAGAAGGCCCACGGAUCACACGAUCAGGUCUCGGACAUAGAAUACAUUAUACCUAGGUCUAAAUCAACCAAACCCGCACAAGUGUACGACGCUUACGCACAAAGUUGGGUGUUCGACGCGGAGAACGCCGGGUGUUCCAAUGGGUCCGCCGGGGCAAAUGAGGCGCCGUACCUGCGAAUUCUCCAGAAUGGAACACCCAAAAAUCCACUGGGCAGGCCCGGCGGCCUUCAAAACGGGUCUACAGUAAAGGAAGUUACGCACCUAAUUGAUAACCCGGUGGUGCAUAUCGAGGAGGCAUCGGAUGACAGCACCAGCAACAGCGACAGAAAGCUCUGCCACAUGAAGAGCUUCUCCAGGUCAGCGUCGCCGGUCAUCUUAUCGGCCAGCUCGAGUCAAGUGAGCCUGAGCAACUACAACCCGGCGCCCGUCAAUCCACCCAUCUACGAGUACUUGGAAAAGUUGACCGAGCCACAAAUCUACAGAUCAAGACUGAAUACAGCGGUGAGCAGCAAGAGCCAAGAAGAGGAAGAAAUGACCCAGUACCAGGGGUCCCAGGGCGGUAUGAUGCGAAGGGUGGAGGCGGUUAGUCCCCAGGUAGUGGAACCGGUGCAGUACGCGUCCUUGAUGAAGGAACUUCAAAGGGCGAUUGUGAGCAAGAAGGAACCACCGAGCGUCACGUCGCCAUUGAGCACCAGCGAAAGCCAAAGCAACUCGAAGAGCAGCGAUACGGAAUUCUCCAAAGAAUUGGAAGCAGCUCUACAAUUAAUACAGGAUUUAGAGAGUCCCAAUACGGCGGAGACGCCUUCCGACCCGCCGAACUCGCGUCCCCUAGCCGUAUGGCGCAAGAACAGCGAGCCGAGCGAAAGCGAAAAGACGCUGAGCGCAGUGGGUUCCAUGGCGGAAAUCGCGUCACCCCUAACGGAAAUCGCCCCGUUGCCAGACCACCACCACCACCACCAUCAUCACUCUCCGCCCAACACCGGUAAGGCCGCGCGAGUUCUAGUUCGCUACCCCGAUUCCCAAAGCACGUCGGGCUAUAGCUCACCCUCGCACGGUCCGACCCCCAACUGGUCGACCACGUCCUCGCUCAGCGGCAGCAACAACGACAUCCUCACCUCCAAACCGCCGCCAGUCUCCUACCACGUCCACAACGCCAAAUCCACCACGGUCAUUUCGUUGUACUCGCAACCGAACGAGCACUCCAAGGCCAAAUCGGUCACUCUAGUCAGGAUAAGUGGCGAGUGCGACCCGCUCGACCACUCCAAAACGAUCGAGGAGACUCCCAUUCAUUGUUCGACCCUUAUUUCGAACCCUAACCCACCCAACCAGUCGCCUAACAGCACGUUUACUACUACUACUAAGCCGCCGACUUCACCCAUUACUACUACCACCGCUCCUGCUGUCGCCAUCUGUCCACCAGUUACCAAACCUGCGGAGACUCCUAAUGCAGGAUUGUGGUACGUCAAGUCGCUGCUGCGCAAAAAGCGGCACAGUAACGUGCCGAAGCUUUGCCCCGAACUGGAGGGCGCUAUCGUUAAGUCGGAAAGUUUGGCUUAUCUGUCGGAGGUGGAGCUGCUGGCCAGGGCCCGCAGAAACGAAGAGAUCCAACGGCAAAUUGAAGAGAAAGUCUUUCAACAAUUAGGAAUGCCUAGAGCGGAAUCAGAAUCCAACUGCUAGAAUAGAAAAUCGAGAAUCCCAGGCUACUUGCUGCAACAAUCUUCUGUAAAACCCCGAAUUCUUCUAAUGUUUAAGAGAAAUUAUUUAUUAUGAAAAAAUAUCAAAAAUUUUAGUGUAAAAAAUAUAUCGAAUAAUAGAAUUUUGAAUAUGGCCAAUUCUUAAAACGUCCACAGAAUUUCUUCAACUUAUUUUUUGUACAUUGUACCUCUGAACUUAAAUAGGUCAAUUUAUUAUUGUGUAUAUUUAUAAUUAUUGUGUAUAUAU
Messenger RNA from Sitophilus oryzae (rice weevil), 2433 nucleotides. Its product is annotated as serine-rich adhesin for platelets-like. The record is from RefSeq and is a predicted model, not a curated record. The transcript is spliced from 9 exons. Bases 16 to 2169 code for a protein of 717 amino acids. Lineage: Eukaryota; Metazoa; Arthropoda; Insecta; Coleoptera; Curculionidae.